Molecule: messenger RNA, 1777 nt
Organism: Perognathus longimembris pacificus (Pacific pocket mouse)
Lineage: Eukaryota; Metazoa; Chordata; Mammalia; Rodentia; Heteromyidae
Gene: Tsr3
Product: TSR3 ribosome maturation factor
Exons: 6
Coding region: 71-964 (297 amino acids)
Biological process (GO): maturation of SSU-rRNA
Molecular function (GO): rRNA small subunit aminocarboxypropyltransferase activity
Source: RefSeq, a predicted model, not a curated record
CGCAGUUGUCCGGGCAACCCGGCUAGAGCUGAGGAGUGAGGAGUGAGGAGUUCGGGACCCGGCUCGAGUCAUGGGCCGCCGGAGGGCAUCGCGUGGACCAGGGGCCGAGGGGGCCCGCGCCCGGCGUCCCCCCAGCCGCUCCCUGGAGGCGUUCACCGAGGAGGUGGGCGCCGCGUUGCGCGCGUCCGUGGAGCCGGCGGCGGCCGACGACGCGGGCGGCCCGGGCUCGGCAGCGCUACCCUGCCCGCUGGCCAUGUGGGAGCUGGGUCACUGCGAUCCCCGGCGGUGUACGGGCCGCAAGCUGGCUCGUCUGGGCCUGGUGCGCGGCCUGCGCCUGGGCCACAGGUUCGGCGGUCUGGUUCUCAGCCCCGUGGGCACGCAGUGCGUGUCCCCGGCAGACAGGCAGCUGGUGGGCCGGGCUGGGGUCGCUGUGAUAGACUGCUCAUGGGCGAGACUGGGCGAGACGCCCUUUGAGAAGAUGCGGGGAAGCCACUUGCGACUGCUGCCCUACCUAGUGGCUGCCAACCCUGUCAACUAUGGCCGGCCCUGCAGACUUUCCUGCGUUGAGGCUUUUGCUGCCACCUUCUGUAUUGUAGGCUUUCCGGAUCUUGGUGUCAUUUUGCUGCAGAAGUUUAAGUGGGGCAAGGGCUUCCUGGACCUGAACCGCCAACUCCUGGAUAAGUACGCGGCCUGCAGUGGCCCAGAGGAGGUUCUGCAGGUACAACAGGAGUUCUUGGCCAGUGCAAAGGAUAGGCCCCCGGAGGAAGAAAUUGAUCCCUUUGAUGUGGAUUCAGGUCGAGAGUUUGCAAACCUCAACAGGGCAGUGGCCAGCACCCGACCGCCUGUGGAAACAAGUGACAGUGACGAGUCUGAGGAUCAGGAGCCCCGCUGUGAGGACGGAGGAGGCAGCAGCUGCUCAGAGGAGCAGAAGACUCCUGGAGCCAGAGCCCCAGACCCAGUUUAGAAUUAAGAACACGCCAAGAGACUGAAGGCUGCAGACACAACAUUUUUGAUGUGGGCUGUGGACAUCCAGAGAUGGCAGUGGGACAUGGGGUGGACAGGCCUGGCAGCAUCAACCCUCUGCAGCUGCCUGCAAGGUUGGGCCCUCAAGUUGCUGUGAUGGUCCUGCUCAAGGUCCACCUUGGGCUCUCAGUGAAGCUGGAGGCCACAGAGGGGCCUCCAGGACCAGUGUCUCUUGGCACUGAGGGUUGGGAGCAUGCUGUCUGCUGGGGUCUAUUCUAUGGGAUAAGUGCUGUGCUUGCAUGCAUGUAUGCAAAGGGCAGCUUAGUGGCAUGGAGCUCCUUGUCCUGCUCGCCAGCCUCAGUUGCCCCGAAAACCUCCCAAAGCAUGGGGCCUAGAAGGAAUGUGCAGUCCUGCUGUCUCCUGUGGGUGGUGCAUCCAGAGCCAGAAAAGGGAGCUGAACAAUGGGCACUCACCAUCACCUCCAGAGGGCCUUGUAGCUGCUUUCCUAAAAGUUAGGUUACCCAAACUUGACCCCGGGCCUUCCUGUCCCACCCAAGAGGUGUUCUUCACCUGGCAUUCCUGUCCCACCCAAGAGGUGUUCUCCACCUGGCACUGUUCUUGUGGGCUUGGGCCAUAUCAAUUACAAUGUGUGCUCAGCCUCCCUGGCCUCUGUCACUGGUGUUCUUUCACCUCCCACUGGUGACCACCAAAGUAUGUGCAGACACUGCCUGCUGGUCCUGGGAGCACGAGUCUACUGGGGUGCGCCACCCGGUUCAGGGUGGCAUAUAAGGGACUCACAGCACAGUACAGCUGA